Messenger RNA from Gossypium arboreum, 1779 nucleotides. Its product is annotated as calmodulin-binding receptor-like cytoplasmic kinase 2. Lineage: Eukaryota; Viridiplantae; Streptophyta; Magnoliopsida; Malvales; Malvaceae. Gene Ontology annotation, molecular function: ATP binding; protein kinase activity. The coding region runs from base 120 to 1436 and encodes 438 amino acids. The record is from RefSeq and is a predicted model, not a curated record. Gene Ontology annotation, biological process: protein phosphorylation. The transcript is spliced from 6 exons.
AAAAUAAUCACCAAAUUGAAAACAAGUCCUCUCGUUUAUAUAUCCAUCUCUUAACUACCCGCCAUUUCUACGUUAUUACGUACACACAGUAUUUCUCUACUUUCGGUUUCUCUCUCGUGAUGACCAGCUCCAGCUGCAGCUCUACAAGCCGGAACCCUAGGUUCGGCGUAAGGUCAACGCCGGAUCAAUUUGCUUACUCUCCAAUGUCUUCUUACUCUGUAUCAUCUUCCUCUCGGAAAUCCGGUUCAGGCCGAAAUCUAGUCACGCUUGUCGCCCGGUCCAUUGUUGGUGCCUUUGUCGAAUGUUUUACACCUCCCGAGCCGGAUGGCUACAAGGAAGUUGGGGAUUCCGGUGAGAUAAGAGUUCCUUCCGUUGCAGUUGCUCCGAAAGCGUCAAGAGCGAAGAGCGAGAGGAGGGGUUCGAAUCGAGGGAUUUAUUCCAAUUCAACAAAGGAGAAAGGGCCUGGGAGCAUGGAAUUCACGAUGGAGGAAAUUUUGAAGGCCACGAGGAACUUCUCCCCUGCUUUCAAGAUUGGACAGGGUGGAUUUGGGACGGUUUAUAAGGGAAGACUUGAUGAUGGAACCUUUGUUGCUAUUAAGCGUGCUAAACAGAGUGUAUACGAUAAGCAUUUAGGUGUGGAAUUCCAGAGUGAAAUAAGAACACUGGCACAAGUGGAACACUUGCAUUUGGUUAAGUUUUGUGGGUAUUUAGAACAUGGGGAUGAAAGGAUUGUUGUUGUGGAAUAUGUGCCUAAUGGAACCCUUAGGGAACACUUGGAUGGUGUGCAUGGAAAAGUUCUUGACCUUGCUGCACGGCUUGAUAUAGCUAUUGAUGUGGCCCAUGCAAUCACCUAUCUUCAUACGUAUACAGAUCACCCAAUCAUCCACAGAGACAUAAAGUCUUCCAACAUUCUCCUCACCGAAAAGCUUCGGGCCAAGGUUACUGACUUUGGUUUUGCUAGGUUGGCUGCUGACAUAGAUUCUGGUGCAACCCAUGUGUCAACCCAGGUUAAAGGAACUGCCGGCUACCUGGAUCCAGAAUAUCUAAGAACCUAUCAACUUACAGAAAAGAGUGAUGUUUAUUCGUUUGGGAUAUUAUUGGUUGAACUAGUUACAGGCAGGCGCCCUAUUGAACCAAAACGGGAACCCAGGGAGCGGAUAACAGCGAAAUGGGCGCUGAAGAAGUUUAACGAUGGAGAUGCCAUUUCAGCCUUGGACCCAAGGCUACAACAGACCGUGGGGACUAACUUAGCCCUUGAAAAGGUUCUCGAGUUAGCCUUGCAAUGCCUGGCUCCUCGUAGACAGAGUCGGCCUAGAAUGUGGAGGUGUGGAGAAAUCCUGUGGAGCAUCCGUAAGGAUUAUCGGGAACUAUCAGCUUUAGACCUUCGCUCUCGUUCAUGUAAUUCCCAAACAAGUGCUUCUGUUAGAGAAAUAUAAUCCAAAGGCCUACUAAGAUACAAAUGACAAAGUGUUGUCGAAUCUAAACCAACGUACAAAUGUAUAGAGAAGGAAAUACAGCGGUCCACCUUGAGGAUCAACAAAUCGAGAAUACGCCAUCAAUGGAGGCAUAAGGAAGCAAAUAAAUUCCCAAAACUGAAUUUCAAAAAUGAUUCUUUAACUGCAAGAUUAUGCCGGUAACGUGCUCGUCUGGUUUGGAUUGUGUAGUGGAAAGUCAGUUUGUUGAUUAUUAAAUGUUGUUCUAUUUCUGUUGUAGAUUAGAAUCAUUCCAUGGUUAAAUUGGUCACAUCAGUUCUUGAUUUUAUUGUUUCAUUCGGUUGAA